This is a messenger RNA of Anastrepha ludens (Mexican fruit fly), 1095 nucleotides long. RefSeq lists its product as uncharacterized. The transcript has 6 exons. Gene Ontology annotation, molecular function: nucleic acid binding. Gene Ontology annotation, biological process: tRNA splicing, via endonucleolytic cleavage and ligation. The record is from RefSeq and is a predicted model, not a curated record. The coding region runs from base 470 to 829 and encodes 119 amino acids. Lineage: Eukaryota; Metazoa; Arthropoda; Insecta; Diptera; Tephritidae.
AUAACCUGUGAAAGUGAAUUGCGGUUUAAGUUUGAUGCAUUUCCUGCACAGUGCUCUUAUUCAAUUGAUUUAAUUAUUGCCACUAUUUAAAUGAGUUAGUGAUAAAGCGCAGAGCGUUAAAAUAUUAUUAAAUUUAUAAAAGUUGUGAUAUAGCUGUUGAAAAUUAUUGAAAGAAGUUGCCUUGAUGCGAUGACUGGUGCUGCGGCAUUGUAAAAUAAAAUGCGGGGCAUUCAAUUAUUGGAGUAAAUUAAACUAUUCGAUAACUAUAAAGACUUAAAAUCAGUGUUAUGACAUGCAAAUGAAAAAUACAAAGAAAAUUUGUAUUUUAGCAUUGCCUUACAUACCAGUGAUCUCACAGACGGUGAAAUGUCCUGGGGUUAUUUGGAUAUUCAUCCCACCAUUUAAAUAAAAGUUGAAAACAAAAAAUAAAUUAUUAGUACAUUUUUCAAUUCAGCUUAAAAAUCUCAAAAUGAGUUUUGUGGAAACGGUCCGCGGAUUUCAUGCUUUGGGCUGCGACGAUCAAGUGAAGUGUGCUUUGGGCGUUCGAGUGUUUCUGGACUUGGAAUGUGAUAAACGCGUCACUAAUUUGGAAAAGUGUUACGAUAGCAAUUUGAAUUUGGUUUAUUUAAAAGGAGUGCGCAAUAAUGUUACUGUUAUUUUUGUUCCCAUUUUGUCCAGCCGACAGUUAAAUUUCCUUGAUAUUGAGAAUUAUCAAAAGAAACUAAUUGGAACUGAUUCAAAAAACUCAAGCAUAACUUUGGCCAUUUGUGAUACCUCAUCCAAUAUUCUUUAUUACCAAGUGACGCCAGACGUGUUCAAUAAAAAAUAAUGGUUAGCUGAAAAUUCACAAAAUCAGUUUAGUGAUACUUACAAUUGUGGGCACAAACGGCGGUUUCACUUUUCGCAACAACAAAUCAUCCCAACUGAUUGAGCGGAAGAACGCUUGCUUUUUGACAUCCUCAGCAUCGCGCUCUGAUGAGCCCAAUCUACGUUCUGGAUUUUUCCGCAAUAACUAAAAUAAAUAAAAAUAAAAAUAUUUUGCAUUACAUGUAUUUGAUAAUAAUAAAAGCAUAAUAAAUCUUUCGAAUUACCCGA